CGAAUGGGACUCUUGCAUUUUGAAAGAAACACGGAGGUGGUCAGCAAGGUUGUUAGUAUGCAUGUAUGUAUGUACCUACGUAUGUACGCACUACGUACGUUUGUACUUGCUCAGCUGCGCGCAUGUAACAGGCGAACUGGCGGGGUAGUGGCCUUCUCCCUUGGCGCGCAAAACAGAAAUGUGCGAAAGAGCAAAAAAAUGAGCGAAGCGGGGGCGGCGUCCAACGUAAUGCAACGAAGGGAGCGUGACCAAACUUGUUCACUUGAGUUUUCCCAACUGAUGGUUGCUUUGCGUGGUUAAUUAUUUGUGCCGAGUAUGCGCUCUUUUUUUUUUUUUUUAUAAAAAGUACGAGUAAAAAUUACGCGUCGUUUGGUAAGAAAGCAAGUAAAUGCUUAUACAUUUGUACGCUCAUACGUUUGUGCAUUUUCCUUUUUGUACGCUUAUACGCUUAUGCAUUUGCAUUUUUUCGCACGUGACCCCCUUUGAGCAUAUGGGCGAUUGUGCGCGCCUCCUGACAUCAUAUGGAUAGCCUCCAAGACUUCGUGAAAAGCCUUAAGGAAAAAAGCCUUUACCAAUCGUUCAAAAAAGUUCAUAAGAAGUACAAGUUUCGUUUUUUAAGCAAGAUGGCGAGCAACAGAAAAAUAAGCCAAAAGAUUAACGCCUUUGAUAACAACAUAACGCACCGAGGCAACGUGCCGGCCUCCCUGGUCAAGAAGGGGAAGAAGCAUCCCGUGGGGCCCAUUCUUCUCGUAAUUUUCGUUUUCGUCGUUAUUGGAUCGGUUUUCAUCCAAAUGUUGAGCAUGAUACAAAAGUCGAAAGUGUUUGACUGAAGUCAGCCGGAUUUUUUUUUUCUUUUUUAACGUCGGCACUUCUCAUUUUUGUGAAAUGGAUGAGGAGAAGCAGCAGGAUGAUGAUGAUGAUGGCCCGUGUCAGGGUAGGAGCAGUGUUCGAUUUUGCGGUGCGCCUUGGGGGUAUUUUUUAGGACCCCAGAAAGGGGGAGAAAGGGAAAAAAAAGGCGACUGAAAAGGGAAAAGUUGGAAAGCCGAAAGGUGUACAUGUAAACGUACACCGUGCGGAUUUUUCCUUUUUUUUUCCCUUCAUUUUUCUUUCGUUUUUCGUUCAUUUUUCUUCCUUUUUUUUUCCCACCUGCGCACCACCUUUUAAAACAAUUGUGUACGUUCCACCCCCCUUUGUAAUUAUUUUUUUUCAUUCCGUUAACCCGUACCAAUAAAACGUUUUUCUACCUUCCCAGAUGACGUGGGUUUCGCCCGGCCCCCACUUUUGAAUAAUUUUG
Molecule: messenger RNA, 1294 nt
Organism: Plasmodium vivax (malaria parasite P. vivax)
Lineage: Eukaryota; Apicomplexa; Aconoidasida; Haemosporida; Plasmodiidae
Product: ribosome associated membrane protein RAMP4, putative
Exons: 3
Coding region: 522-830 (102 amino acids)
Biological process (GO): endoplasmic reticulum unfolded protein response
Cellular component (GO): endoplasmic reticulum
Source: RefSeq, a predicted model, not a curated record